AUGGCCAGCGGCAGGCCUCCUGGAGGCCCGACUUCGCAUAGAGACCACGACGACAACCUCCUCCAGCUCGACGAUGCCCCCUCGCAGUACAAUACCGGACAGAGACCGCCGGUGAGCGAUGAUAGUCUGAUACAGCAGUACAAUAUUAACGACUCCGACCAACCGCCUUCGCGGCCGUCCGUCUCCUACGAUGAUUUCGUCGGCCAGGGGCAUGUCGCGCAAGGCAGUAAUGGCCACAGUAGUAACGCCCAUGGACGGGGACAGUCUCCUGGCGCCAACAGGGCGUACGCCGGCGAUGGUGGCGCUACCGGAAUGUACUCACAGACUUCUGACCUGAACCAUUAUCAGCGUUACUCCGAUUUAGAUGAUAUUGAAGACGACCGGGCGUAUGGAUACUACAACGAUGGAGACAGGUCCGACGGCACGCCUAUACAGGAUGCCAGGGCGAGAGACAGAAACAGCAUACUCGCCUUGGGCGGAGGAAUCAUGGGCAGAGCUAAGAACAUGCUUGGGAUAGCACCAGAGUACUCGGAGAUGGACCUGCCAUUGACGGAGGCUGGAGCAACCUCUCGAAGGGUGGGAACCGCCGAAACAGACGAGACCCCCCCAGGCAAAUCCGGCUCGAAAUACAACAAGCAAGGGAAGUUCAAGUUCGGUUUUGGACGACGAGAGCCUGACCCGUCCACCCUGGGCCCCCGUAUCGUCCUUCUCAAUAACGCUCCCGCCAACGCCGCGCACAAGUUCGUCGACAACCACAUCUCCACCGCCAAAUAUAACAUCUUCACCUUCCUACCCAAAUUCCUCUUCGAACAAUUCUCAAAAUACGCCAACCUGUUCUUCUUGUUUACCGCCGUCCUCCAGCAGAUUCCAAACAUCUCCCCCACCAACCGAUAUACCACCAUCGGUCCGCUCAUCGUCGUGUUGAUAGUCUCCGCCAUCAAGGAGCUGGUCGAAGACUACAAGCGGAAGAGCUCUGAUAAAUCUCUUAAUCACUCCAAGACAAAGGUGCUGCGCGGCUCAAACUUCGAGCAGGUGAAAUGGAUAGAUGUCGCCGUAGGGGACAUUGUCCGGGUUGAGUCUGAGGAGCCCUUCCCAGCAGACUUGGUUCUCCUCGCCAGCUCCGAGCCCGAAGCACUCUGCUACAUCGAAACAGCCAAUCUGGAUGGAGAGACAAACUUGAAAAUCAAACAGGGUAUCCCCGAAACCGCCGAUCUGGUAAGCGCUGGUCAGCUUAGCAGAUUGACGUCGAGGAUCAAAUCUGAGCAGCCAAACAGCAGUCUCUACACUUACGAAGCUACCCUGACCCUGCAGUCUGGCGGAGGUGAGAAGGAACUUCCUCUCGCCCCAGACCAGCUGCUUCUUCGAGGAGCCACUCUGCGCAACACCCCCUGGAUUCAUGGCGUCGUCGUCUUCACCGGCCACGAAACUAAGCUGAUGAGAAAUGCCACCGCAACUCCAAUCAAGCGUACGGCCGUCGAACGGAUGGUCAAUCUGCAGAUUCUCAUGCUGGUCGGAAUUCUUGUCGCCCUCAGUUUGAUAAGCUCAGUCGGCGACUUGGUCAUCCGUACUACCGCUUCUCAGAACAAAUCUUACCUGGACUAUAGCAACGUCAACCUGGCUCAGCAAUUCUUCUCCGACAUCUUCACUUACUGGGUCUUAUACUCUAAUCUCGUCCCCAUCUCCCUCUUCGUGACCAUCGAAAUCGUCAAAUACUACCAUGCCUUUCUCAUCAACUCCGAUCUCGAUAUCUACUAUGAACCAUCUGAUACCCCGUCGAAUUGUCGAACCUCCUCCCUUGUUGAAGAACUGGGUCAAAUCGAAUACAUCUUUUCCGACAAGACUGGUACCCUCACUUGCAAUCAGAUGGAGUUUAGACAAUGCUCCAUUGGUGGUAUCCAGUAUGCUGAAGUCGUGCCCGAAGACCGAAGAGCGGGAUAUAACGAGGAUUCCGAAACGGCCAUGUAUGACUUCAAGCAACUAAAGAAAAACAUUGAGUCCCAUCCUACCCGAGAAGCAAUCAUACAGUUUCUCACACUACUUGCCACCUGUCAUACUGUUAUUCCUGAACGAAACGAGGACAGACCAGGUGAUAUCAAAUAUCAGGCAGCUUCCCCGGAUGAAGGUGCUCUCGUUGAGGGUGCCGUCAUGCUAGGAUAUCAAUUCACGAACCGAAAGCCAAAAUUUGUUGGUAUCUCCGCUCAAGGGGUAGAACAGGAGUUUGAACUGUUGGCCGUCUGCGAAUUCAACUCAACUAGGAAACGUAUGUCGACAAUAUUCAGAUGUCCGGACGGUAAAAUCAGGAUCUACUGCAAAGGGGCCGACACAGUGAUACUCGAACGCCUGGGUCAGAAUAACCCUAUCGUAGAAACGACCCUGCAGCAUCUAGAGGAAUACGCUUCAGAAGGUCUCCGAACUCUUUGCCUUGCAAUGCGAGAAAUCUCCGAAGAAGAGUUUCAAGAGUGGUGGCAGGUCUUCAACAAAGCUUCUACUACCGUCAGCGGAAACAGACAGGAAGAGCUAGACAAAGCUGCCGAACUUAUCGAAAAAGACUUUUUCCUUCUUGGUGCAACGGCUAUUGAGGAUCGACUUCAAGAUGGCGUUCCUGAUACCAUUCACACUUUACAACAGGCUGGUAUCAAAGUCUGGGUUCUUACAGGUGAUCGACAAGAGACAGCCAUAAAUAUCGGCAUGAGUUGCAAGUUGAUUUCCGAAGACAUGACUCUUCUCAUCGUUAACGAGGAAGAUGCCCAAGGUACCCGUGAUAAUUUGGUAAAGAAGCUGGAUCAAGUCAAAAGUCAAGCCAACUCUGCCGAUGUCGAAACACUAGCUCUUAUCAUUGAUGGAAAGUCACUUACCUAUGCCCUUGAAAAGGAACUGGAGAAGGUGUUUUUGGAUCUUGCCAUUAUGUGUAAAGCAGUGAUUUGCUGCCGUGUCUCUCCGCUCCAGAAAGCUCUUGUUGUGAAACUUGUAAAACGCCAUCUCAAAUCCCUUCUGCUUGCCAUCGGUGACGGCGCCAAUGAUGUCUCUAUGAUUCAAGCAGCACAUGUUGGCGUUGGUAUAAGCGGUAUGGAAGGUCUUCAAGCAGCACGAAGUGCUGAUAUUGCAAUUGGUCAAUUCCGUUAUCUUCGAAAAUUACUCUUGGUUCACGGCUCCUGGAGUUAUUCACGAGUUAGCAAGGUUAUUCUAUAUUCGUUCUACAAGAAUAUCGUUCUUUACAUGACGCAGUUUUGGUAUGCUUUUGAAAACUCGUUCUCAGGACAGGUUAUUUACGAAUCUUGGACGCUUUCAUUAUAUAACGUUUUAUUCACGGUUCUCCCUCCCUUCGCCAUGGGAAUAUUCGACCAGUUCAUCUCUGCGAGACUUCUGGAUCGAUACCCUCAACUUUACCAGCUUGGCCAGAAAGGCACCUUUUUCAAAAUGCACAGUUUCUGGUCCUGGGUUGGGAACGGCUUCUAUCACUCCCUCAUUGCCUAUCUUAUCUCUCGACAAAUCUUCAAAAACGACAUGCCCACGCAAGACGGCACUACAUCCGGCCUCUGGGUAUGGGGUACAGCUCUUUACACUGCCGUUCUAGCAACCGUUCUAGGCAAAGCCGCUUUGGUCACCAAUGUCUGGACCAAAUAUACCGUCAUUGCCAUCCCAGGCUCAUUGAUAGUAUGGCUCGGUUUCAUUCCAGCAUACGCAUACGCCGCUCCUAAAAUUGGGUUUUCCUUUGAAUAUAUCGACCUCAUCCCACACCUCUACCCACUCCCAACAGUCUGGAUCAUGGCAGUUCUCAUACCCUGCCUCUGUCUUGUUCGUGAUUUUGCUUGGAAGUACGCCAAACGCAUGUACUACCCGCAAAGCUAUCACCAUGUCCAAGAAAUCCAGAAGUACAACGUACAGGAUUACAGGCCGCGCAUGGAGCAGUUCCAAAAAGCUAUCCGGAAGGUUAGACAGGUACAGCGCAUGCGCAAACAGAGAGGUUAUGCUUUCAGUCAGGCCGAUGAAGGUGGCCAGAUGAGGGUUGUUAAUGCUUAUGACACGACAAGAGGCAGAGGACGAUAUGGAGAAAUGGCAAGUUCACGGCCAAUGACUUGA
Microsporum canis CBS 113480 is the source of this 4080-nucleotide messenger RNA. RefSeq names its product phospholipid-transporting ATPase 1. Gene Ontology annotation, biological process: phospholipid translocation; post-Golgi vesicle-mediated transport; endocytic recycling. Bases 1 to 4080 code for a protein of 1359 amino acids. Gene Ontology annotation, cellular component: plasma membrane. Lineage: Eukaryota; Fungi; Ascomycota; Eurotiomycetes; Onygenales; Arthrodermataceae. The record is from RefSeq and is a predicted model, not a curated record. Gene Ontology annotation, molecular function: ATP binding; ATPase-coupled intramembrane lipid carrier activity; ATP hydrolysis activity. The transcript is spliced from 3 exons.